AUUUUUUUUAGAGUCAAUUUGAUUAAAUUUUAAAUUAAAUUGAAUUAAAUUAACUCGAUAUUUUAACAUUAAAAUUUAUAUAUUUGAAAAUUAUAAUUUUUCAUAUUAAUUUGAUGAAAAAAUAAAUUUUAAAAUGAUGGUUGAAAUUUGAAGCGAAAAGUGCGGCAUAAAUUGAGACAACGGGAGUACUUGUUAUUAUGCGAGUAUCUGCAUUUUGUCAAUAUGAGAAAUUAUAUUCAAAAUACGAUUAAUAUAAUAUUAUAGUUUGUGCUCCGUAUUUAAAACUUUCUUAUAUUAGUGUUUGUUACGAAUACGCAUGGUGUUUAAUAUGGGGCCCAUGAUUUUUUUUUUAACAUUGUUUAUUUUUUUAAUAUGAGAUUCACUUUUUUUUUAAUAUUGCUUAAUUUUGUUAAUAUGAGGUUUAUUUUUUUCCCAUGAGUUUGGAUGUGGUGGGUUUCAAUUUUUUUUUUUAUUAAUACUGGUUGGUGUUUAAUAUGGGGCCCACUUUUUUUUUUUUUUAAUAUUAGUAGUUAUUUAAUAUAAAUGAGGCCCACAAUUUACUUUUUUUUUUUUACAAUUUCUUUUUUUGUUAUGGGCUGUUUAAUAUGGGGUCCAAUUUUUUUUUUUUUCAUGGAGGGCCCAACAACGGCCGACGAAAACCACCCCAACCGGUGCUUCUAAUAUAGUAGUAAAGUAAAGUAAUAUCCUACAUCAAGAGACAAAGAGAGGUACAUUCUACUCAUAACACUUCUACUGAUUCUUCAGCUUUUAUGGCUGGACAGAGAUGGAAUCCACCAAGGAGACCCAUGGAAAACACAGGAGCGAACCAAUACCAACCGAAGAAAGGAGAAUUGUAUUUUAGAUAUUGCAAAAAGAUAGGGUAUGAAAAGGACCAGUGUUACAAAUUAGUAGGCUAUCCACAACACUACAAAGUUAAUAAACAGGGAAGAAAUAAUUAUCAGCAAGGAAACUAUGGAAAUCAGCAGGGAAAUUAUGGAAACCAGCAGGCAAACAUGGCAGAGGCUAAUGAUCUUGUCAACACAUGGAAGGAGGCAAAUAAUAUAUCAAAUCUGCUGGCAAAUCAGGGGUACUCUAAAGAACAAUAUAAGCAGAUAACUUACUUGUUUAAAAAUGCGCAGGGAGGCAACUCUAAUGCUUCAAAUUCUGAGCUGAAUGCAGCUGCAAACAUGGCUGGUCCCUUCCCAGAAGAAGGGUCAAGUUUUUGGUGAUGCCUCCACUGGUCUAUAUCUGCUGCAGGGUGAUGUGUCGUGAAUUUCGGCACAUUUUAUGCCUUUGUAACUAGAAGUGUUGCUUAUUUUUAAGUGUUUUUACAUCGUUUCUUAUGUUAUUUUUGUGUUUUAUAGGGUUGGUUGACUAAGGAUCGGAAAUGAUAAGAAAUGCUGAAAAAAGAAAACUUGGAGCUAAAGGACGAGUUACGGGCCGUAACGUGUACCGUAAGCGGAGGACAAUUUCCAGAAAGUUGCCUAAGUAGUGUCACAGGUUACGCCCAGAAGGACGGUCCGUAACUUAGGUUACGGGGCAUAACGUCAUGGCGUAACGCAUUGGCCACGGAAGACUGAGGCCAUGAUCCGCUGGAAGAUACGGACCGUAACCGUGUUACGGUCCGUCGCAAGAAGCCAUGACAUCAAGCUGACAAAGGACGAAAUCGAAGGACGGACCGUAACCUGUGUUACGGUCCGUAACGAUGCCGCGUAAGGGUGUUUUUGUCCAGAAACUUGGCGCGAUUUUUGGCCCUAUAAAUACUUAAAGUUAGGGUUUUAAUUAAUAAUUCUGAUUUUCUUGGGAGCAUUAACUUUAGUCUUGAAAUAUUUGAAGUGGUUGGAGCAUUUAAAGCACCAACUUCACUUCCAUUCCAUAUUGUAUUAGCAUUGUAAGUAUAUUAUGUUAACUUUUAAGCUUUCUUUGUUAACCAAAAUGAUGAGUAGCUAAUUUUAAUACUAAGGUUGUGGAUCCCAUGAUGGGUAUUAUGUGAAUGGAUUUCUACUAU
Lycium barbarum (goji berry) is the source of this 2008-nucleotide messenger RNA. RefSeq lists its product as uncharacterized. Bases 771 to 1229 code for a protein of 152 amino acids. The transcript has 2 exons. The record is from RefSeq and is a predicted model, not a curated record. Lineage: Eukaryota; Viridiplantae; Streptophyta; Magnoliopsida; Solanales; Solanaceae.